Carya illinoinensis is the source of this 1713-nucleotide messenger RNA. RefSeq names its product protein FAR1-RELATED SEQUENCE 5-like. The transcript is spliced from 3 exons. Lineage: Eukaryota; Viridiplantae; Streptophyta; Magnoliopsida; Fagales; Juglandaceae. Gene Ontology annotation, molecular function: zinc ion binding. The record is from RefSeq and is a predicted model, not a curated record. Bases 1 to 1713 code for a protein of 570 amino acids.
AUGAAUAAGAGUUUUCAAGCUAUUGUGACUGAGGCGGGUGGGUUUGAGAAUGUACCAUUUGGAGAAAAAGAUUGUCGUAACUAUAUUGAUAAGGCACGACACCUGCGUCUUGGUAAAGGUGGUGCUCAAGCAUUGCUAGAAUAUUUUAGAAUGAUGCAAUAUAAGAAUGAUGGAUUUUUCAGCAUCAUGGAGGUGGAUGAGGAGGAUAGGAUGAGAAAUGUGUUUUGGGCAGAUGCCCGUAGUAGAAGGGCCUAUAACUAUUUUGGAGAUGUGGUAACAUUUGAUACCACAUACCUGACAAAUAGGUAUGGCAUGCCAUUUGCACCUUUCGUGGGUGUAAACCACCAUGGACAAUUAAUCCUUUUGGGUGCGGGCCUUAUUUCAAGUGAGGAUACAGAAUCAUUUGUAUGGUUAUUCAAAAGUUGGCUUGAUUGCAUGGAUGGAAAAGCGCCAAAUACUAUUAUUACAGAUCAAGAUCGUGCAAUGAAGAAUGCGAUCGCCAUUGUUUUUCCCAACACGCGACAUAGAUAUUGCUUGUGGCACAUAUUGAAAAAGGUCCCUGAGAAGCUUGAUUUCCAUAGUCAAUACCAAUUUGGCCUGAAAAGUAAGUUAUUAUCUUGUGUAUAUGACUCCCUUACUAUUGAGGAGUUUGAGAAUUCUUGGAACAUCCUCAAGGAUACAUUCAACUUGCAAGAAAAUGCAUGGUUGCAAAGUUUAUAUGCAGAGAGAGAGUUUUGGGUGCCUGUAUAUUUAAAGAACUCGUUCUGGGCCGGAAUGAGUACAACUCAGCGCAGUGAGAGCAUGAAUGCUUUCUUCGACGGCUAUGUGCAUGCCAGGACAAACCUUAAAGAGUUUCUUGAUCAGUUUGACAAUGCAUUGAAGAAAAAAAUUAAGAAUGAAAACCAAGCAGACUUUCAUUCUUUCAACUUCACCAUUCCUUGCAUAUCACAUUUGGCUCUUGAGAAGAAGUUUCAAAAUGUGUAUACAAAUGAAAAAUUUAGAGAGGUACAACAAGAGAUAAUGGGAAUGAUUUAUUGUCAUUGUCGUUUCGAGAAAAUGGAUGGAGUAAUCGCAACUUACUCGGUUGAUGAUGAAGUUAAGGCUGAAGAUUUCAUUAAGGAGGUUACUUAUACUGUUUUGUUUAAUGAGGCCAAGUGUGAGGGGAAGUGUCUUUGUGGGUUGUUUGAGAUGCGAGGGAUAAUAUGUAGACAUAUUCUUGCCAUCUUUUUAGCACGGAAAGUCUGUGAGUUGCCGGACAAGUUCAUAUUGGACCGAUGGAGAAAGGACAUAAAACGUAGAUAUACUAUUAUUCCGAGCAGUCAUGACAUUGCUGAUCAUAGGCCAGAAACUAUUAGGUAUAAACGUCUACUGAAGAUUUGUUAUGAGGUAAUAACAAAUGCUUGUACUGAAAAUGGGCAUACUGAGGAUAUGGUAUCAAAGUUGUAUGCGAUGAAUGAGGUAUACUGCACCUCGAAACCCCACAACAUAGAUUCCAAUGUUGGAGUAAGUACUGUGAAUGCAGCCACGGAAGGAAGUUCGAAAAAGAGGCGUGGAUUGGACAGCGAAUUAUUGGAAAGCAAUGGAAAUCCACUUUGUGGACAUCAAGAAAAUGCACAAACUCCUGUAAUGGUGGAUCAAGAAAGUAUGCAACUAGGGAUGGAUGGGACACAGCCAGAGACGACAGAUGGAACGCAGCCAAAUAGCAUGUUGUAG